Molecule: messenger RNA, 1938 nt
Organism: Adineta steineri
Lineage: Eukaryota; Metazoa; Rotifera; Eurotatoria; Adinetida; Adinetidae
Source: the annotation of a GenBank genome assembly
AUGAAGAACUAUUUGAUCAUUUUAGCAAACUAUCUUCUCGAAAGUAUUGAUGAAACAAUCAAUCCAUGUGAAGACUUUUAUCAGUUCGCUUGUGGUACAUGGCUUAAAAACACACGAAUACCUCCUGAAAAUGGUAAACAUCGUUCACUAUCAAGACUGACGAUACGAUUAGAAAAUGCGCUUGCUGAUUUCUUUUCAACAUCACCAUCACAAAAUGACACAGUAGAGCCAAGAGCAAUUAUCAAUGCUCGUCGUUUGUAUGAUUCUUGUAUAGACGAAAAUGCUAUUGAAAUAGAAGAUAUCGAUGUAAUACUCUCAUUGGUCAAGACAGAAUUUGGUGGAUGGCCUGUCUUAGAAGGUUUGACAUGGAACGAAUCAACAUUUGAUUUGUCUCGUUUGACACUUAAAUUAAACCAAUACAAUAAUUUUAUAUUAUACACAAUCAAGUCAGUUGCUGACGAUAAGAAUUCAUCGGUUCGAAGUAUUCGAAUCGAUUUUAGUGAUCUUCGAGAAAAUCUGAUUCAUCUUGUAAAAGGAACAGAAGUUUAUAAAGCUUAUUACGAGUUCUUUAAUAACUUGACUCGAGCAUUGACUAAUGACACGUCAACAAUCGAUGAUGAUGUUCUUGCUUUAAAAAAUUUUGAAUUAGAAAUUAUCAAAAAACUGAUGAAACAUGACAAACUAUCUUUUCAAGAUAUUGUUCGUACAACAGUUGGUAAUCUUUCGCGUAUAGUGAACUCUAAUUUUACUAAUUAUCUUCGUCGUUUAUAUCUAUUUGGAAAUGUAUCUCUCGUUGAUACGGACAUUGUUACUGUGUAUGCACCUAAAGUUUUGCUUGAUAUUGUGUCAAUUAUUGGUCAACAAUCACCACGUACUAUACAGAACUACAUGAUAUGGCGUUUCAUGAUGAACCGAGCUUUGAAUAUGCCAAAACGAUUUCGAAACAUCGUACAACAAUAUAACUAUGUGUUUUAUGACACCACUGGUAGUCAACGACGUCCCACUAUAUGUGCUAAUUACGUUAAUGCAAUGAUGGGCUUGACAGUUUCAAAAAUCUAUAUAAACAAAUAUUUUGAUAAGGAUAUUCGGAAAGAAGUUCGAGUUAUGAAAGAAAAAAUUGGUUAUCCUGAUUAUUUAGAGAAUGAUGAUGUGAUGAAACUUGAGAAAGAUUAUGCGGAUUAUAACUUCAACACAUCGUUUAUGUCGAACGUUUUGAGUUUACUUCAAUUACAUUCGAAACACGGUCUUCGAAUACUUCGUGAUCCAGUUGAUAGUAAUGACUGGACUGGCAUCUUACCGACAGAUAUCAAUGCUGCGUAUAGAAGUUCAUUGAAUGAGAUAGUCUUUCCAGCUGCUUUUCUUCAUACACCCAUCUUUGAUAAAGAUGCACCUAGAUAUCUCAAUUAUGGUGGCAUUGGUUCCGUUAUAGGGCAUGAGAUUACACAUGGUUUUGAUAGUGAAGGCAUGAAAUAUAAUAUGAAUGGGAACAAAAUUCCCUGGUGGACCAAUGAGACUAUUGAAGCCUUUGAUGAACGUAAAAAAUGUAUCAUUGAACAGUACAAUAAUUAUACAUUGAGUCAAAUCAAUCGUCAGUUGAAUGGUGAACGAACACAGAAUGAAAAUAUUGCUGACAAUGCUGGACUGAAACAAGCUUUUUUUGCCUAUCAACAAUGGACUAAAACACAUAAAAAGUUGGAAAAGAAGCUUCCAGGUCUAACCAAAUAUUCAAAAGAACAAAUGUUUUUUCUUAAUUUUGGUCAUAUGUGGUGCGAAAAAAUGACAAAACAAUCUGCGCAUUCUUAUAUUAUGGCAAAUGUACACUCACCUUCACAAUUUAGAGUAUUUGGUCCUACGUCAAAUUUUGUUGAGUUCGAUCGAGUGUUUGGUUGUAAGCCUGGUCAAGGCAAUAGUCGAGUGGACAAGUGCAGUGUCUGGUAG